Molecule: messenger RNA, 1644 nt
Organism: Aspergillus viridinutans
Lineage: Eukaryota; Fungi; Ascomycota; Eurotiomycetes; Eurotiales; Aspergillaceae
Product: cytochrome P450
Exons: 5
Coding region: 1-1644 (547 amino acids)
Molecular function (GO): monooxygenase activity; iron ion binding; heme binding
Source: RefSeq, a predicted model, not a curated record
AUGUUCCUCGCUCUCUCCGUCGUAGCAGCACUCCCGCUGCUGGCUCUCUGGCUACUCAAUAAGCUCGAGUACUAUCGCACCAAGCAAUUCGCAGCAUGGCCACAGCCGAAGCCGUCGCGAGUAUGGGGCCAUAUGAAGGUACUCCACGACUUUAUUUCCCGCGGUGAGCCGAACAGGCAUAUUGACCUCGUAUUCGAGGAAAUCAAGGCCCACCUUGGUAACCCACCGUUGUUUUUCCUCGAUAAUCGCCCGAUGCACCAGCCUAUGGCCGUCGUCUGCAGCCAUGAGAUUGCAGAGCAGGUAGUCAGGAGCUCGAAGCAGUUCCCCUAUGGUAUGCCCAAGACCCCGGAUCUGCAGGCUUAUAAGUAUCUGCUGGGCCCUCAUUCGAUCCUUAGUUCCGAGGGCGAGGAAUGGAAAAGCCUUCGCAAACGGUUCAAUCCUGGUUUUGCGCCUCAGCAUUUAUUGACCUUGCUCCCGCGCGUACUGAACAAGACGGGGCCGUUUUUCGAAACUCUUGAUCGAUACGCUCGCUCGGGCGAAGAGUUUAGUCUGGCUGAAAUAUGUACCAGUCUCACAUUUGAUAUCAUUGGUGCAGUGACCAUGGACGAGGACUUGGGAGCGCAGCUUCCCCUAGACCAGCAGAGCGAGAUGGUCAAGCUCUACCGUGAGCUGGUUGUAAGCUACCACCAAAAGAGCUCAGUCCGUGUAACUGUGUUGAACCCCUUGGUGAUAUGGCACCAAUAUACUCUGGCUCGCAGACUCGAUGCUAUCAUCAAGAACCACAUCAAACGCAAAUUCGCAGACUUGAGGGAAGCCAGCACCAACAAGAAGAAGUCCCGCAGCGUUCUCGCCCUUAGUCUACAGGAUAUCGAGCAACUGGACGCCCUUGUCCUCGAUCAAACAUGCGACCAGCUGAAAACUUUCUUGUUUGCUGGUCAUGACACGACCAGCAUCCUCCUCCAAUGGGCAUUCUAUGAGCUCAGCCGCACACCUCGUGUUCUUGAAUCGAUUCGCCGAGAACUCGACAACGUCUUUGGGCCUGAUCCUUCCCCGGCAGCAGUUCGUGAUAAGCUUCUUGCGCCGAACGGCGGAGAGCUCCUCACAAAGUUGCAGUAUACCUCCGCCGUGAUCAAAGAGAUACACCGCUUAUACCCUGCGUCGGGAACGGCGAGACUGGUGCCCGAGGGAGCGGGUGCGUAUAUCGAACUGCCAGAUGGAAGGUCGCUGUGCAUUGACGGAGUCCUGAUGUACAACUGCGAGACGCUCAUUCAUCGUGAUGAGACUGUCUACGGGGAAUCGAAGGAUGAUUUUCUUCCGGAGCGAUGGCUCGGUGAUGCCGGUGCUUCUCGGAUACCGCCCAGCGCAUGGCGAGCAUUCGAGCGAGGGCCGCGCAGCUGUAUUGGCCAGGGACUUGCGACAAUUGAGUCCCAAGUGAUUCUGGCUUGUGUGGUUAGACGGUACGAGUUUGUGAAGAUCGGUCUCGGUGAGGUCGCGAAGGACAGCGCAGGGGAGCCAAUUCUGAAUUCGCGAGGGCAGUACGAGGUCAAGUCGAAAUUGUUCAAAACAAUGCAAGUGACUGGAAAGCCUGUAGAUGGAAUGAUGAUGAAGGUGAAGUUGUCCUCCGGUGGUAGGAAAGAGCUCUGA